CCAUACGCUCGACAAAUUUAUUCACAACUUGCGCCAUGUCAGAAAAGACGGCAAAAACACAUACUGCUGUCUCUAAUCGGGCUAGGGCAAAGCAGGCACUAGAGCGCAAGGUCGUCUACAAAAGCGUCCUGGAUAACCCGCAUCGAAUUCAAUGGCCAUCGAUACCCAUGAAUAUCGGGAAUUCUCUACUCUCACGGGUGAUUGCUCUACUUGACGGAGUUGCUUCGUAUCAUCUUCUGCGCGAUCAAGUGAACAGGGCACGGAAGAAAGCUCGACGCCUAAACGAUGGUACCAGCGAAGGAAGGCCCCCGAAGAAGGCGAAGAAGGAUGGCAUGCAUCUUCUGGUUGCGGAUUCCAACCAAGGCACAGAUGUGACUCCUGGAGACUCCCAGGACAUGAGCGCAAAAGGUCAGCAGGAAGAAGUUGAGAAUCAGGAGGUAGCCUCCCCCGGUCCGCCAGCUGUGCUGCGCUUCUUGACCAUAGGUGUGAAUGAAGUCACCAAACGAUUGGAAGCUCAAGCCAUAGCAAGUCGUCAAGCCGUGACCAGCUCGAAUGACGGGAUAGCCGUUACUGCCGCGACGCUCCCUUCUCCGCUCCGGAUGAUCUUAGCUUGCUCAGCGGACAUUGACCCUCCGAUUUUGAUCGGACAUCUUCCCGGGCUGGUCGCAACAUGUAAUUCGGCUGCUCGCGGACCCACCCUGUCCACCCAGGGCACUCCGGCGCCUAUCAAACUAGUCCCCCUUCCCAAGGGAGCAGAGUACGCUUUGUCAGAAGCCCUGGGGCUGCGCCGCGCCUCCGUCGUUGCGAUCGAUGCUGAUGCCCCGGGUCUAUCCAUGCUCGAUGAUCUCAUUGAUCAAGUACCUACGCUAGCGGCGUCGUGGCUGACUCCGCAGUCGUUGGUCAAUCCGGAGCAAUCUCUGGUACCCACUCAUAUCAAACAGCUACGCACAUCGGCACCGAAGGACAUCAAGGCUGCGAAACAGAAACGCGCCGAGGGUAAAGCGGCUGCGAAGGAAAGGCAAAGGCGACGGCGGAAGGAGCUUUCCGACAGAAAGACUCGCUUGAGCAUAACAACUUAAGGUGCAGAAGCGCCGUUGCUUCCCUGUUUCUGUCCAUUGCCUUCCCUGCCGUCGCGAAUGAUCCUUGUACGUGCCUGUGAGCCGGUACAUUCCGAUAUAUGAGUUCCCUCCCUAUUCCCUAUUCAUAGUAAGGAACACCGAUGUAUCCGUGCUUCGUACGUCUCUUUGCGGAGGAAUUGUGCACUCU
This is a messenger RNA of Gloeophyllum trabeum ATCC 11539, 1266 nucleotides long. RefSeq lists its product as uncharacterized. The record is from RefSeq and is a predicted model, not a curated record. Gene Ontology annotation, biological process: rRNA processing; nuclear-transcribed mRNA catabolic process, RNase MRP-dependent; intronic box C/D snoRNA processing. Lineage: Eukaryota; Fungi; Basidiomycota; Agaricomycetes; Gloeophyllales; Gloeophyllaceae. The transcript has 3 exons. Bases 36 to 1079 code for a protein of 347 amino acids. Gene Ontology annotation, molecular function: ribonuclease MRP activity. Gene Ontology annotation, cellular component: ribonuclease MRP complex; nucleolar ribonuclease P complex; cytosol.